CGUGCUUCCGGUAGCUUGCUCCUGCCUGUUACGCUUCCCUGACCUGGCACUCAUGCUACCAUGCUGCCAGCGCAGGUACGGCAGUCGAUCGCUCUAUUCCGACAGACGAGACCAGUCUAUGCACUACACCAUGGUACCCGGCAUUGGCCAUCGGCGGCAGAUGCUGCUGACGGAACAGGUGGGAAUGCACUCCAGAUCACGGACCCUCUCCUGAUUUACCAGGCUAAGGUAGCCCGAGGGGAACUCGAUGAGGACUUGGAGCAAGUCAAAGCACUAGUGAAGCUACGUAACCUUAGCAGGCGACUGCAAGAUUACACGCCUCCAGCUCACCUCCUAGGCAUCUUGAGAGCAGCAGAGAGGACAGCAGCAGACCCCAACGUCUCUCGCAAGGAAAAGGAUGCUACCAUGUCGGACUCACAAACAGCUCUGAUACGGUAUCUUAGCACGCAGCAGACGCUCGCCGACCUCGAUACCCCACGAGGUCUCUUGAUCACUGGUCCCCCUGGGACUGGCAAGUCGAUGGUGUUAGACAUAUGGUUUGACUCUCUGCCUACUCGCGGGAAAUUUCGGAGACAUUAUCACCACCUUCUUCUCACCAUCUAUCGGAUCAUUUGGGUCGAGGCAGAGAGGAGGCGACAAGCUCUGAGAGGAGGAGCCGCUCCAACGCCUCUCGCGCAGUCGGACAAGGAGCUCGAGUGGGGUCAGCACGCUUCGAGCGGGCCCAGAAGAACGGUGCUGCCGGAUCGAGGAACAGGCGUAGUGUGGAGAAGAGGAGGGGGAGACGGUGUCCGGCCUGACGGCAAAGGCUCAGGGUGGAGGAGAAUCCUCACCGGCAUGCCCUUCUUCCGGCCCGACUCCUUGUCAACAGAUGAUGUCACUGCAGACGCGAUGACUCAAGACGAGCUUCUCGCCAGGGAGGCUACGACAAAUCUUGCAGCGGCUGCGCAGACGACGCUCCCUCUACACGCUGCGUCCAAGCUUUUCCUUGACUAUGGCCCUGUCCUGCUCUUCGACGAAGUUCAGCUCAUUGACGUGGCCUCAGCUGGCCUGCUGAAGAGGAUUCUAGAAGCCUACUGGCUCUUGGGCGGCGUAGUCGUCGGCUCUUCGAAUCGGUUGCCCGAGGACUUGUACAACAACGGCGUACAACAGCAGCAGCUCGUUGAGUUUUUCGAAGCGCUGCGCAAUCGCUGCCCAGUCCACGAGAUGAAAGGUGAGCGGGACUUCAGGAGAAUGCCAGGGGCGCUGCACUUCUGGAACUCGUUUGGCAAAGAUGCAGAGGACGCUGCCCUUUCGGGCUCGGAUACCUCACUUGGGUUGGACGGCGCCUCUGCUUCCGAAUCUAUUUCAGGAGGCCAGACGCUGGGCAAUACCACCUACUUCGUCCACGGACAAGAACCCGCCUUCCAGAAUGCCCUGUCCCGUUUGGUAGACGGCAGAUCCCCAAGUCACACUACGCUCAAAGUGUAUAAUCGUCCCGUGCAUGUCACGACCUCGUACCCUCCUACACCAACACAGCCAAGCAUCGCGGUAUUUACUUUCGCUGGCUUGUGUGAUUCGCCCUUAGGACCGGCAGACUACUUGACGAUUGUCAGUCACUUCGAGGAGAUCGUAGUCCGAGAUGUUCCCCAGUUGUUGCUUGUCAACAAGAACCAAGCCAGGCGAUGGAUCACAUUUAUCGAUGCCGCGUACGAGUCGGGCUCGCGAUUGCUGAUCAUGGCAGCCUCAAAGCCUGAUGAUCUCUUCUUUCCCGAAGCUCGCCACGAGCGACGCCAAAGGCGGCCAGCGCCACCUCCAGCUCAAGCAGAGCCUGACGAUGUUGUUGACAUGUCGGCUCGCGGUGCACGCAGCCCCUUUUUGACUCCUGUUGCUGGUCAGGGCUACCCUGAGGAGGCCCAGCUUGCUAGUGAGAAAGCGGCGGCAGCAAAGCGCGAGCAAGAACGGAGAUGGGAAGACGAGCUCACAUCUGAGCAGCUCAUCCAAAGCGAGACGUUGUCUGAAGCUCGCCAAGACGUCGAAGAAGGUUUCCGUCCCAACAUCAGCUCAUACGUCGAGCUCGGCUCAUCAACUAGUGCCGGACGCACAUCUAUCGCAGACAAACGGCGCUUGGAGAUCGAGCAGAGGAGGCAGGAGCGGGAGCGUCAGCGAGCCAAGGAGGAAACGGUAGUAGGAUUUCCUGACUUAGCCAUCUUCUCGGGUGCGGAUGAGCGCUUCUCGUAUGCAAGGGCAGUCAGCCGAUUGCACGAGAUGUCCAGUCCGAUUUGGAAGACUCGGAAGAGGUGGACGCCCCUACUGGAGAGUGAGAUGAGACUGUGGGGUGUGGGAGGAGAGCCUACCUCGGAAGUCGGCAAGGGUGCGACAGCAGCAGCGGCUGCCCAAGGUAGCUCUGCUACAGCGCAUCUCUCCAGGGAAGCAAACGACGCGAUGGCGAACAUGGGAGAUUUUGCCGACGAGGCUUCGUACGAAGCGUCUACCUUUCCCUCCCGCACCUCGUCCUAUGCUGACGAAGCGGCGCCGGCAUACAAACCAAGCGGGUCCGGGCCUGUUCCUCACAAUCUGCCAUCGACAUCUCGGUUCAUGGAGCGCGAGGUGGUGCAAAAGGGCGAAGGACCCCCUAAGAUCUCACCCGUACAUGUGUGGGGACAGGCAGAGUGGGGUCCCAAAGCAGGUCGAUGGGGCAAAGGACCAGACGGGUUGGCUGUGAGAGAGGACCAAGAGCAGCCGAGUGAGCAAGGCGAAGAGCUGCGAGAAAGGAGAGCGAGGUUGCGGAGGGAGAGGACGGGCCAAUGAGAUGCUCAGAAUUCAGCAUGUGUCGACGAAUCCUGGAAGUCGUGCGUCUCUGAGCUUCGACAUGUGU
Microstroma glucosiphilum is the source of this 2854-nucleotide messenger RNA. RefSeq lists its product as hypothetical. The coding region runs from base 61 to 2787 and encodes 908 amino acids. The transcript has 3 exons. Lineage: Eukaryota; Fungi; Basidiomycota; Exobasidiomycetes; Microstromatales; Microstromataceae. Gene Ontology annotation, cellular component: mitochondrion; cytoplasm. Gene Ontology annotation, molecular function: ATP binding; ATP hydrolysis activity. The record is from RefSeq and is a predicted model, not a curated record.